CGGAGUGUGCACGCGCCAGCAGAGCAAUCAGCCAGCUUAGAGUUAAAGAUAGAGUUAGAAAAAACCAAGUUACAUUUGCCAACUACCGCCAAAAACUUUAAGUCCCGAACGAGUUUCCCCGGUGAAUGCGAAAAUUAAUCUUUUCCAAAUUCGAAACAAAGUUGUGGCGGCGAAUGGAAAAAUCGAAACAGUAAAGAACAACAACAACAAGUUGAAAAGUGUCAAAUCAAAAUUGUUGCUUCAGCAAUCGAAAGUGAUUAAUCGAUAACGAAAUCAAAGGACUUUGGGUAUCGAAAUCAAGUAUUGAAACGCGAACAGGGAAGGAAACUGAAAGCUAAUAAGGAUAAUUAUAAAUCGAAACUGCACCGAUAAACUUAUAACGAACGAUAGCAAGGGAAACCCCUUAAACUGAAAUCGAAAUAAUUAAAGUAAUCAAAAGUGACGAAUUUCACUGAUAACCUUCAAAACAAACAAAUAAAUCUAAAAAUACACACCGCAAAGUAGCCCAAGUGAAGACACCACCAAAAUAAUAAUAAUAAAAAUAAUACAACACAAAAAUAAAAAUAAAAGAAGCGAAAGAGAGGCCCAAUUGAAUUCCAAUCAUCUCUCCCACUCUCACACCCACAACUUUUUGCUCACCUGGUCAAAAUGGAUGCGCCCAAGCAGAUGCAGGACUAUUGGCAUAUUCCCCGCGCCUCACUGGCCUCCUCCUCGAGCUCGGCCAUCAGUUCGGCCAGCUCCUCCAAGUCCUCGAACAAAUCGCACUCGAAUCCACCCACUCUGAACCAACGCAGCCUGCCCAGCAACAGCAACAUUAUCAACAACAAUAGCAGCAGCUCCUCGACAAGUGCGGCUGUGACGGCAGCAGCUGCGGCGGCAGUUCUGGCAGCUGCCAAGAGGGGAUCGAGAAGCUCGCAGGGAUCCAGCGACAGCAACAACAGCACGCGGAGCGCCGCUUCCGGCUCACUGCUGCUGACGGCAGCGAAUCUGGAACGUUUCGCGGAGAUCCACAAGAAGCAGGAGCGUCACAACAAGAUGCUGAUCCAGCCCUCUAGCAAUCCAUCGUCGUCCAAUUACAAUGCGAAUCUAGCGUUGGCUUCUAGCAAUGGCAAGGAUGCAGUGAUUACCAUCGAUGGCCAGCAGCAGCAGGUUGGCAAUGACGAGGCGGAUCCCAAUUUGCAGUACAUUAAAACCAAAGACCUGGACACCGUGUCCAUUGCCAGCUCCAUGCACUUUACAAUGGUCAACGGCGAGGGCGGUCCGCCCAAGAAACCGAAGCGUGGCCUCUGCGAUCGUGGACGCCAGGUCACCGUUUUGAUUGUCAGCAUGAGCACCAUCUUCAUGCUGCUCAUCAUGGGCAUGGUCUAUGCGCUGGAGAUGCGCGCCCGCGACAUGCCCAAGAGCUAAUGUUCAAUCGUGUCUAGCCCAAUUAGUUUAUUAUUUAUUGUAUUGUCUUUGUCACCCAAUUAUUAUUAUUAUUGUUAUCGUGUCGUCGUCUUGACGCUAGUUGUCUAAGCUAUUUAUUAAACGAUUGUGUUUGGAUUGAAGGAGUAAGGAAGGAAGAAAGGAAGGAAGGAGUAUCGAAGUCGAGUCAGUCGAAGCUGAAGGGAAAUUUUGUUAGUAUUAAGCGCCCUAUGCUACGGAGACAGAGAAACAUACGAGGAACUAGUAGAUCUGUAUCUGGGAUCGGAUGAUAGUAAAUGCUGUAUUUUCUGGUUUACCAACUAAGUUAUUUAUCCCUGUGAUAUGUUUA
Molecule: messenger RNA, 1753 nt
Organism: Drosophila serrata
Lineage: Eukaryota; Metazoa; Arthropoda; Insecta; Diptera; Drosophilidae
Source: RefSeq, a predicted model, not a curated record